CGAGGCCCGGCCUUGCCCGGUGUUACCAAGGCGACGACCCGGCACCGGACGUGCGCGCCCUCCCGCGCGGCGACAGCCCUGUCCUUGCCUCCGCGCCCAGUGGGACCGGGGCUGGGCCGGGCUGACACGGGCGGGGCAGAAGGGAAGCGGGUGCCCGCCUCAGGUGUGCUUCCGUCCUAGGCCCGGCCGGUAGGACCCUGCGGUGCGUGCCUGUUCCUCAUUCUGCCCGAGGAGGCUGUGCCCGGGUCCGGGCCGGGCCGGAAGAGGUCCCAGAGAGCUCCUGGCCAGACAUAAUGGUUAUGAAAGCUUCUGUAGAUGAUGAUGAUUCAGGAUGGGAGCUCAGUAUGCCAGAAAAAAUGGAAAAAAGCAGUACAAACUGGGUGGACAUUACCCAAGAAUUUGAAGAAGCUUGUCGAGAAUUAAAGUUGGGAGAACUACUUCAUGAUAAGCUAUUUGGUCUUUUUGAAGCCAUGUCUGCUAUUGAAAUGAUGGAUCCCAAGAUGGAUGCUGGCAUGAUUGGAAACCAAGUUAAUCGAAAAGUUCUCAGUUUUGAACAAGCUAUCAAGGAUGGCACUAUUAAAAUUAAAGAUCUCACCUUGCCUGAAUUGAUAGGGAUUAUGGAUACAUGUUUCUGCUGUUUGAUAACAUGGUUAGAAGGCCAUUCGUUGGCACAGACAGUAUUUACGUGCCUUUACAUUCAUAAUCCAGACUUUAUAGAAGAUCCAGCUAUGAAGGCUUUUGCUCUGGGAAUCUUGAAAAUCUGUGACAUUGCAAGGGAAAAAGUAAAUAAAGCUGCUGUUUUUGAAGAGGAAGAUUUUCAGUCAAUGACUUACGGAUUUAAAAUGGCUAACAGUGUGACAGAUCUUCGAGUUACAGGCAUGCUAAAAGAUGUGGAGGAUGACAUGCAAAGAAGAGUAAAGAGUACUCGAAGUCGACAAGGAGAAGAAAGAGAUCCAGAAGUUGAACUAGAACACCAACAAUGUUUAGCAGUAUUCAGCAGAGUGAAAUUUACUCGUGUGUUACUGACAGUGCUUAUAGCCUUUACUAAGAAAGAGACCAGUGCUGUUGCAGAAGCUCAAAAAUUGAUGGUUCAAGCAGCAGAUCUUCUUUCUGCCAUUCAUAAUUCAUUGCAUCAUGGCAUCCAGGCCCAGAAUGAUACUACAAAAGGAGAUCAUCCAAUUAUGAUGGGUUUUGAACCCCUUGUGAACCAGAGGCUACUUCCACCUACCUUCCCUCGAUAUGCAAAAAUAAUUAAAAGGGAAGAAAUGGUCAACUAUUUUGCGAGAUUAAUAGAUAGAAUAAAAACUGUGUGUGAGGUUGUGAAUUUAACAAAUUUACAUUGUAUCCUGGAUUUUUUCUGUGAAUUUAGUGAACAGUCACCAUGUGUUCUUUCAAGAUCUCUGUUACAAACCACUUUCCUGGUGGAUAACAAAAAGGUCUUUGGAACUCAUCUCAUGCAAGACAUGGUGAAAGAUGCACUUCGGUCUUUUGUCAGUCCUCCGGUGCUUUCUCCCAAGUGCUACCUGUAUAAUAAUCACCAGGCAAAGGACUGUAUUGACUGCUUUGUUACUCACUGUGUUCGGCCAUUCUGUAGUCUUAUUCAGAUCCAUGGACAUAACAGGGCUCGACAGAGAGAUAAGCUUGGUCAUAUUCUUGAGGAAUUCGCUACCUUGCAGGAUGAGGCAGAGAAGGUUGAUGCAGCGCUUCACACCAUGCUGUUGAAACAGGAACCCCAAAGGCAACAUUUGGCCUGUUUAGGUACCUGGGUCCUUUACCAUAACCUUCGCAUUAUGAUACAGUAUCUUCUAAGCGGCUUUGAAUUGGAACUCUACAGUAUGCACGAGUACUAUUACAUAUAUUGGUAUCUCUCUGAAUUCCUUUAUGCAUGGUUGAUGUCAACACUGAGUCGUGCCGAUGGCUCUCAAAUGGCAGAGGAGAGGAUAAUGGAAGAGCAGCAGAAAGGCCGUAGUAGUAAAAAAACAAAGAAAAAAAAGAAAGUUCGCCCAUUGAGCCGAGAGAUCACAAUGAGUCAAGCAUAUCAGAACAUGUGUGCUGGAAUGUUUAAAACCAUGGUAGCAUUUGACAUGGAUGGCAAAGUACGUAAACCGAAGUUUGAGCUUGAUAGUGAACAAGUUCGGUAUGAGCACAGGUUUGCUCCAUUCAACAGUGUGAUGACCCCACCGCCAGUGCACUACUUACAGUUCAAGGAAAUGUCUGACCUCAAUAAAUAUAGCCCUCCUCCUCAGUCUCCUGAACUGUAUGUGGCAGCUAGUAAACACUUUCAGCAGGCAAAAAUGAUAUUGGAAAAUAUUCCUAACCCGGACCAUGAGGUUAAUAGAAUUUUAAAGGUUGCCAAACCCAACUUUGUGGUUAUGAAGUUAUUGGCAGGAGGACACAAAAAGGAAUCUAAAGUUCCUCCUGAAUUUGAUUUCUCUGCUCAUAAAUAUUUUCCUGUUGUGAAACUUGUUUGAGAGAGACUGGGAAGGUGGCCAUAAAAGGGCAGAGUCUACUUUCAGACCCCACUCUUAGAGGGCACAUGUACCAGGCUCCACAUCAUGGGAAGUGAGAUGGAUUUCUUAGAUAACAACUCAUUAUAAGGAAUACUUUUAGUUUGACAGCCUUAUAUGAUGUGAAUGAAAACUGCUGUUUUAAAGUGGUUUAUUAUGUUCCAUGGAAGAAACUAGUUUUAUUGAAUGCAUUGAUGAACGUUAUAUGGUUUUAUUACAGAUUUAAUCACAAAUCAUUUUUUAUGAAUGAUUGAGUGAAAAUAGUGUUUGUAAAGGUUAAUAAAUUUCUUGACCAAAAAAAAAA
Callithrix jacchus (white-tufted-ear marmoset) is the source of this 2811-nucleotide messenger RNA. RefSeq names its product N-alpha-acetyltransferase 35, NatC auxiliary subunit (gene NAA35). The record is from RefSeq and is a predicted model, not a curated record. Lineage: Eukaryota; Metazoa; Chordata; Mammalia; Primates; Cebidae. Gene Ontology annotation, cellular component: NatC complex. Gene Ontology annotation, biological process: N-terminal peptidyl-methionine acetylation.